AUGCUUGCCUGGUGGGUAGUACCCAUAUAUUCAUAUUCGGGGUCUCAUCUGUUAUUGAGCGUGCGAGCGCUGGCGGCAGAGAGACAAAGGCUUGAGAUGAUGAUCCCCCAGAUCUCGGAGACGAUUUCUGAUUUUGAAGCUGCAGAGUUAUCCAACAUGGGCUUUCAGGAAGACUCUUGGGAAGUAUACGAACUCUCGACACCCCCGCGGGACCCAACUGCGUGUCUUCAUCGUGAUGGCGUCGUCUUGAGGACACAGAGGAGAUCCGGUUCAUGGAUGCAGCAUUGGGACGCACGUCCGGCCCGGUCGAUGACUGCUUAUUGA
Molecule: messenger RNA, 324 nt
Organism: Fibroporia radiculosa
Lineage: Eukaryota; Fungi; Basidiomycota; Agaricomycetes; Polyporales; Fibroporiaceae
Exons: 3
Coding region: 1-324 (107 amino acids)
Source: RefSeq, a predicted model, not a curated record